CAUGAAUACCCUAAAAAGAAACCGGUCGUAGCCAAUAAACUUACCGGUUCGCGAAACAAUCUCAAACCGAAAAACACUUAAACACAUCUAUCCCAAUUCUAGUUUAAUUGGUAUUUUGACGCGGUAAGACGCGUUCACAAGCCAUCAUGGUGAGUCCCUUCUGAUAUUUGACCAUUUUGAAUAUUUUCAUCUCUAUUGGUCGCAGUCUCUGCCGGCUUAGACGUCUACAUCGGCGCCUAAUCCCUAUUUUCGAUUAUAUCCGAUGUUCCAUGUUCCUUGUCCGCUUACAAACCGAGUUCAUCUUGGCGAAUCAACUUAUAUGAAUUCUCAUGUUAUACAAUUAUGAGUGAGCACUUCGAGAAGGUUUACUAACAAGAUGAUGCAGUCUCAACUAGACCCAGUACCGAGUAAUCUUCCCUUCCGAUUCAUAUCCAAAUCAAUCGGACGCGGAGCAUAUGCAUCCGUCAGAAAAGCCGUACCCCUGGAUUCAAACACACCAGUCUUUGCUGUUAAGUUGAUUCAUAAAGGCUAUGCAAUGGAACAUGGCCACAUCUCAGCGAAGCAGAUUGCCAUGGAGGUUUCCCUACAUUCUCACGUUGGUCAGCACCCCAACGUGAUUGAGUGGUUUGCUACAGAUGAAGACCGCGUCUGGAGAUGGAUAGCAAUGGAGUAUGCCGAGGGUGGUGAUCUCUUCGACAAGAUUGAGGCCGAUGUAGGCGUCAGCGAGGAUAUCGCUCAGGUCUAUUUCCACCAGCUCAUCAGCGGAGUAAGCUUCAUUCAUUCAAAGGGUGUCGCUCAUCGAGAUCUCAAGCCGGAGAAUAUCCUCAUGUCGGAUAACGGCAACUUGAAAAUUGCGGAUUUCGGCAUGGCUACAAUGUUCGAAUACAGAGGUCAAAAGAAGCAAAGUGUUACCAUGUGCGGCAGCCCUCCUUACGUUGCUCCCGAAGUCUUGGUAUGUGGCCGGCAGGAGAGGAAGUCUGGUAUCGAACUCGUGAAGUAUUCUCCCGAGUUAGUCGAUAUAUGGUCGUGUGGCGUCAUCCUGUUCGUAUUACUCGUGGGAAACACGCCGUGGGAUGAGCCAACAAAGGCGAGUUGGGAGUUCAUAGAGUAUAAGAAGACGAAUGGCCGAAGUUCAGACGAUCUAUGGAAAAGGGUACCAGCAGAGGCACUAUCGCUACUCAGAGGCAUGAUAAACAUCGAGCCGAAGAAGCGAUUUUCCUUCGCCCAAAUACGCCAACACCCUUGGUUCACCCGCCACAACGAAUUCCUAGCUGCAGACGGUCAGAUCACCGACCCCAUAAAUCUAGCAACGAGGAUGUUAGAGAACCUACGUAUAGACUUUAGUCAGCAACCUCCUUCAUCUCAGCGCGGAUCACAGUCUUCGGCCGAUGCCAUGGACAUAGACAAUGGUCUUACCAAGAUGGCAUCCACCCAGCCAGAAGCGCCAAUUAACGACGUCCUAUUCGACUGGGAAAGACCUGCCCUACGUACAUUAGCCGUAUCUUCAACCCAGCCUAUGUCUCGAGCGGACGCAACACUGCCACCUUCGGCAACUCAGUCCACAAACUUCUUUGACGCCUUGGCCGAAGAACCCUCCAUGAGCCAGUUCUCUCAGACACCCGGAGUACCGAUGACUCUCACUCAGCGUGCACAGCGAUUCAAGGACAUCGUCCCUGCGCAUUCGUUCACACGCUUCUUCUCACCCAUGCCGCCGCAGCUACUCGUGCAAAUGCUCUGUGAUGCAUUGCACAACCUUAACGUGCCGCUGCCAUCCCAGGCUCCGCACAUCGGCCAGGGCGACCAUGUGUCCGCGCUCAAGGUCAGGACCACGGACGACAGGAAGCAGAGUUUACACGGCGAGAUUCUUAUUGAUAAGUACUUCCUCCCCGAGUCGCAGGAGCUUCUCGAGGUGCGUUUCGUCAAGCUGAAGGGUGAUCCCCUCGAGUGGAGACGAUUCUUCAAGAAGGUCGUGCUGCUGUGCAAGGAAGGUGUGUACAAACCGGAGGCUUAGAGAGACCACCCGGUUGGCCCGGUUGACCCGCUUGCCGGACGAAUGGAAUUUAAGGAUUCCCCACUCGUCGUAAGGGGGAGUGACGAAGACGAACCUAGGUUCAUACCCUAGAUGGAGGUACGGCGUUGCUUAAUGAAUUAAGCGUAGGGUUAGGGAAAUUUGCAUGGCGGCCACUGCGUUAGGGGAUCUGCUUCAUGACACAUUUAGCUAUGGGAAGAACGAUGCCUGGCAUGACUGGGCGUGGUAUCAUACGACUGCAUUUUCGUAGCUGAAUGAAUAUAAAACGAAUGAACUAAA
This is a messenger RNA of Annulohypoxylon truncatum, 2308 nucleotides long. RefSeq names its product Pkinase-domain-containing protein. The transcript is spliced from 2 exons. The coding region runs from base 377 to 2011 and encodes 544 amino acids. The record is from RefSeq and is a predicted model, not a curated record. Gene Ontology annotation, biological process: mitotic G2 DNA damage checkpoint signaling; protein phosphorylation. Lineage: Eukaryota; Fungi; Ascomycota; Sordariomycetes; Xylariales; Hypoxylaceae. Gene Ontology annotation, molecular function: protein kinase activity; ATP binding. Gene Ontology annotation, cellular component: cytoplasm; nucleus; site of double-strand break.